Paraglomus brasilianum is the source of this 420-nucleotide messenger RNA. The record is from the annotation of a GenBank genome assembly. NCBI's taxonomy places the organism in Eukaryota, Fungi, Glomeromycota, Glomeromycetes, Paraglomerales, Paraglomeraceae.
AUGCCGGAAAUAGACAAAUUUAGUGGCUCUAGUAGUAUAGAGGGAGUCAUAAAAGUGAAAUAUGAUUAUGAGCGAGAAAAAGAGAAGUUAGGUUUUGAGCAAAACAAAGGAAUUAAGAUAAAGGCUUCGGAAUAUGAGAUAAUCGACACCGAAAAGAGUAGUGGUAUAUACAGUUUAGACAAAGAAGGAAUAGUAGAUGGAACCAAAGAAGGAAUUAAAGCAAUAGGUACAAAAAGAGUACUCAUUAUACCUAACAAGAAAGAGUGGGAAAGCGAUGUUAGUUUUGCUAUAUUGGCACUGAAAAUUGGAGAUAAUAUCUGUCACCGAGUAGAUUUAGUAAGAAUAGAAGAAGGCUACGAUAAUGAUAAUUUAAAAGAAGCUGUCUCAAAAGGAUUUGAAGAAGAAUUUGUAAUAGGAUGA